Sinocyclocheilus rhinocerous is the source of this 2035-nucleotide messenger RNA. RefSeq names its product type-2 angiotensin II receptor-like. Gene Ontology annotation, cellular component: external side of plasma membrane; membrane. Gene Ontology annotation, molecular function: angiotensin type II receptor activity; C-C chemokine receptor activity; C-C chemokine binding. Gene Ontology annotation, biological process: regulation of vasoconstriction; G protein-coupled receptor signaling pathway; immune response. The coding region runs from base 324 to 1433 and encodes 369 amino acids. The transcript is spliced from 2 exons. NCBI's taxonomy places the organism in Eukaryota, Metazoa, Chordata, Actinopteri, Cypriniformes, Cyprinidae. The record is from RefSeq and is a predicted model, not a curated record.
CCCUCCUUUCCCCAGUGGACAAAUGUGGACGUAAAAAUAUUUUAGCAAAUCCUACGUCUGGUUGGCUGUUUACUCCCUUAUAUACUUACACACGCAGAGAAUUGUCUCCACUUCCGAAAUGCAAAAGUCUGCUGGGGGCUAAGCAAGCUUUCUUUGGCUCGGUUGUCAGCGUGAAAUGUGUGCCAGGGGUUUAGGGACACCUCGGAGAGACUGAAGACUUCACUAAAUUUGCACUGGAAACUGAAAGGCAUGCUGAGCUGCAGAGUGUUGUGAACUUCAGAACUCCCGUUCCUGAAUCAUUCUGCAUAAUCAAAAGUGACGCCAUGGAAACAGAAUCCACCUAUAACCUGACUGGACCCAGUGUGUCUUUGUUUCACCAUAAUAUGACAAUUCAUAAUAUGAACUCAUGUGACUACAUAUCCACCUCCACCUCGCAGUACCAGAAGAAAGUGAUCCCCACUUUCUACAGCCUCAUUUUCCUACUAGGUUUUCUUGGGAACAUGCUGGUGGUGUGCGUCUUGUAUCACAGUUCAGGACGAAGGACCGUAGCCAACACGUAUCUGAUGAAUCUAGCCAUGUCAGACUUACUGUUCCUGAGCUCUUUGCCAUUCUGGGCUGUGUACUAUUCACUGGAUUACAACUGGGUUUUUGGGAAGGUUAUGUGUAAACUGUGUGGAGGUCUGGUAACGAUAAACGUCUACGCUAGUAUAUUUUUCAUCACCUGUAUGAGUGUUGAUCGAUAUCACGCCAUCGUCUACCCACUGCACUCUCAGAGCAGUAGGAGCAUAAAUCAGGCCAGAUGUGUUAGCGGCAUCAUUUGGGUUGUGGCGGCUUUGACAACUUUGCCAACAGUUGUGUUCCGUGACAUACACAUUAUUUCCAGUAACAAUGUUACGGCUUGUGUAAUUUAUUUCCCCAGUUCCUACUGGCAAACCGGGUUAACUCUUGCGAAGAACACCCUCGGAUUCUUCCUGCCAUUUGUCAUCAUUGCGACCUGCUACAGCCGAAUCGCGGUGCACCUUCUGGCCACCCCAAACUACCUGGAGCAAGACUAUACCCGACUGGUCCAUGUGUUGCGUUUGGUGGUCGCCGUGGUGUUGGCGUUUUUCUUUUGCUGGUUCCCAUUCCACGUGCUGGCGUUCCUCGGAGCUCUGGGAGAACUGGGUGUGGAGUGGGAUUGCUGGGUGCUUCAGGCGAUCCAUAAACUCCUGCCGUUAUUUCUCUGCCUCGGCUUUUCCAACUGUGCCAUAAACCCUUUCCUGUACUGUUUUGUGGGAAAUCACUUCAGAGAGAAGCUGUGGCAGUUUUACGGGGAUAUGUUGACGCAGAAAAGAGAUUCUAUCAGCACAAGACUGUCUUCCUUCUCCAGGAAACUGAGUGACCUUAAAGAAACUGUGCCUAUGGAGAUUCUUGAGCAGCAGAGCAGCCCGUAGUGGAAUCUAGUGAAGCUAUAACCAUUAAAUACUGUUAUUACAACUGCAGAGGACACAGUGUCAGUGUCAGUCAAGUGCUUUUCCAUGGACUGCCGCUUGUUUAGGAUGAUCAGUUCAGAUGUUGUUGUUGGUUGCUAUAAUUGUGGUUGUUUCACUGUGUCUUUUACUGUGCCUUAUUUCAAAUUACACAGUGGUUGUGAUUAGCACCAACAUCUAUAAACAAACAUUUGGUUACAUAACUAUGUGUAGAAAUAUAGCCCACAUAUUCUUUGAUCAGAAUUUAUCCAGGAUGAGGAAUUUGCAGUUUUUUUCUGCAUAAAUCAUAGAUAAAAAUAAAUAAAUAAAUAAAAGAAAAGAAAGAAAGGUUGAGUACAGCUGUUAAACAUGUCUUUCAUAUAGUUGAUACCUGCUAGACAGACUAAAACUCUUUAAGCUGUAAUAUAAAAAGUCACAGUAAUAUAAAAUGUUGUUAAAAUUAUAAAUCAUUGUAAAUGGAAUUAUAAUACUGUAAUAAUGGAACAGCAUCAAUAAAUGGUGUUUGCAAGUGAACAAUUUUACUGUUUUGUAUGUGAUUGUCCAUCCGUCUGUCUGUCAUCCAUCCA